This is a messenger RNA of Pochonia chlamydosporia 170, 4485 nucleotides long. RefSeq names its product nuclear condensin complex subunit Smc4. Gene Ontology annotation, biological process: mitotic chromosome condensation. Gene Ontology annotation, cellular component: chromosome. The record is from RefSeq and is a predicted model, not a curated record. Gene Ontology annotation, molecular function: ATP binding; ATP hydrolysis activity; protein binding. The transcript is spliced from 2 exons. Lineage: Eukaryota; Fungi; Ascomycota; Sordariomycetes; Hypocreales; Clavicipitaceae. Bases 1 to 4485 code for a protein of 1494 amino acids.
AUGUCGGCGGCACCAUCAACAAGGCCGUCCAGACGCGCCGCAACAAGGCGGGCGGCUGUUAUCGACUCCGACGACGAAGACGAAAUUGGUAACACCACAAAGGUUCGCGCUGAUGACGAAGUCGAAUAUACUCCAGAAGUUUCGAGGACAUCUCGACGCCAGACUCGCAGUGGGCGACUCUCAAUUGCGCCAGCCGCUACACCAGCACCUGCACCCCGACGAUCUCGUGUCAAGAAACAGUCAAUCGCACCAACCGAGCCCGAUGAGCUGGAAGGAGAGCCAGAACCAAGCCAGGUUUUCGACGCCGACACAACCAUCCAGCAAGCCCCUCAAACGCCCCCGAAGAAGCCGUCGCCAAGGAAGAGGAAGAGCGCGGCUCCCAGGGCGUCGAUGGCACCUACAGAAGAUCCCGCACCACCAAUGCCAAAGCAACCUGCGUCUCCAGAAGCAACUCAGAUUCAUGGUUCACCUUUGGCAGAUAUCACGGCUGCCAGUGUGAAUACGGCUCCCAACGCGGAAGAAACGCAGGCAACCAUAAAGCCUAUCAAGCCCUUUGACUCAUUUAUGGACAAGCCAUUGGACAUCGUACUCAAGUCCCGAACGACGACCAUUCCGUUUGUUGAAGAACUACCAUCCUCUCCAAAGUCUCGAAUAGUCUUGACUCAUUUGGUCUUGAACAAUUUCAAGAGUUACGCUGGUCGCCAGGAAGUUGGCCCCUUCCACGCAUCUUUCUCAUCUGUCGUUGGUCCCAACGGCUCCGGCAAAUCCAAUGUCAUUGAUUCUUUACUCUUUGUGUUUGGUUUCAGGGCUAGCAAAAUGCGACAGGGUAAAAUCUCUGCCCUGAUCCAUAAUUCUGCUCAGCAUCCAAAUCUAGAGUACUGUGAAGUUGAGGUACAUUUUGAGGAGGUCAUUGACAGGCCGACCGGCCACGAGGUUAUUCCCGACUCGAAGCUCAUCAUUUCAAGAAAGGCUUUCCGCAACAAUACGAGCAAAUAUUACAUCAAUGGGAAGGAGUCUAAUUUUACAACUGUCACGACGUUACUCAAAGAUCAUGGGGUCGACUUGGACCAUAAGCGAUUCUUGAUUCUUCAAGGAGAAGUUGAGUCCAUUGCUCAGAUGAAGUCAAAAGCCGCCAAUGAGCAUGAAGAUGGCCUGCUUGAGUACCUCGAAGACAUUAUUGGCACCUCUAAAUACAAGACUCCGAUCGAAGAGUCGGCGAAUGAGGUGGAAACCUUGAAUGACAUUUGCGUCGAGAAAAGCGGGCGAGUUCAGCACGUCGAAAAGGAAAAGAAUGGUCUUGAAGACAAAAAAGACAUAGCUCUCUCUUAUGUUCGCGACGAAAAUGAACUGACCCUGAAGCAAUCCGCUCUAUACCAACUGUUCAUUCACGAAUGCAAUGAUAAUAUUGCCGUUACUGAGGAAGCUAUCAGCCAAGUGGAAGCCCAGCUGGAUGCAGAGCUUGAGAAGCACCAGGGUAGUGAGCAGUUCAUCAAGGAUCUUGAAAAACAGUACUCCAAAGGAAGCAAGGAGGUCGAGACGCAAGAGAAACAAACCCAUGCUCUUGUAAAAGAGCUUGCCAAAUUUGAACAGGAGCGCGUCAAAUUUGAUGAGAAGCGCAAGUUUCUUGUCGAGAAACAGAGGAAGCUUCAAAGGACGAUCAACAAUGCACAACACUCAACCAAUGACGCGGAUGAAGCUAUUCAGGAGAGCAACCAAGACAUCGAGACUCGAAGCCAAGAGGUUGCCGACCUGGAGGCCCAAGUGAAGACAGAGGAAGCUGAGCUGGCCAGAAUCCGAGACAGCCUUAAAGGCAAAACACAGGCCUUCUCCGACCAAAUUGCGGCCAAGCAAAAGUCACUGGAGCCUUGGAUGGAGAAAAUUAAUCAAAAGCAAUCCUCCAUUGCCGUGGCGGAGAGUGAAAUGAACAUCCUGAAAGAAAAGGCCAAUGCGGGUGCCAUUGCAGUUCAGGAGUUGGAAAGCAAGAUCACCACCAUUGAGUCAGAGAAGGCAGCAAAGGUCAAGGAGCUAAAGGGCUGCGAAAAGGAGAAAGCCGGACUCCAGGAAGAGGCUGAAAAGGUGAAGUCGGAACUCGGAAUUUUGGCUGAACAAGAACCAAAGAUGAGGGCCAAGAUAUCGAAUACGCGACAAAAGGCCGAUGAAGCUCGUUCAAGUCUGGCAAGUACCCAAGCUCGCGGCAACGUCUUGACCGCCUUGAUGCGCAUGAAAGAAUCCGGUCGAAUCGAUGGCUUCCAUGGACGGCUUGGCAACCUGGGAACCAUUGACCAAAAGUACGACGUCGCUGUCUCAACUGCCUGCUCCGCACUGGAUAACUUCGUCACUGAAUCAGUUGAAUCCGGUCAGCAGUGCAUUGAGUACCUAAGAAAGAAUAAUUUGGGUCGCGGUAAUUUCAUCUGUUUGGACAAACUCAGGUCUCGUGAUAUGUCUCCCAUCCAGACUCCAGAGGACGCACCACGCCUUUUUGAUUUAGUCAAAGCAAAAGACAAGUUCAGACCGGCAUUCUACCACGCAAUGCAGGAUACAUUGGUUGCCAACGACCUGGCCCAGGCCAACCGUAUCGCAUAUGGUGCCAAGCGAUGGCGAGUUGUGACACUGGCUGGUGAGCUCAUUGACAAGUCUGGUACCAUGUCUGGCGGUGGUACUACCGUGAAGAAGGGCUUGAUGUCUUCCAAAAUCGUUGCAGACAUUACGAAAGAGCAGGUCGAGAAGCUUGAGAGCGACCGCGAUUCUUGGGAAACCAAGUUCCAAGAGUUUCAGGAGUACCAGCGCGAGUGCGAGGGUAAAAUCAAGGACCUGGAUGAGAAAAUCCCCCAACUUGAGACCAAGAUGCAGAAAAUUCGGCUUGAGAUUGAAAGUGCUACUCGAACACUUUCAGACAUAAAGAAACGCAUCAAGGAAGUGAGCCUGGAACACCAGCCAUCCGCAUCGGACUCGUCUCGUGUUACGGCUCUGGAGAAGGAUAUCGCCAAACUCAAUGCAGAAAUUGAGCAACUUCAUGGCGAAACUGCCAGCGUCGAGGCAGAGAUCAAGGCCCUGCAGGACAAAAUCAUGGAAGCUGGUGGAGAGAAGCUUCGAAGCCAACGUGCAAAGGUUGACGAUCUCAAGGAACAAAUUAACUCCAGCAACGAAGAGAUGUCAAAUGCUGAGGUCCGCCGAGUCAAGGCUGAGAAACAAAAAGUCAAGCUCGCAAAGGAAAUGGCCAAGUCCAACAAAGAGUUAGAGAAUGCUGUGAAAGAGACGGAAAAGCUGGAGGCUGAUGUCAACAACCAGGGGGAGAAGUCCGACGAGCUCAAAGCUCAAGUUAAAGAAGCAGAGACCGAUUUGGCUUCGAGAAGGGAGGAACUCAGGGCUUUCAAGAAGGAACUUGAUACGAAGACAGCCGAACUCAACAAAAGUCGCGCCGUCGAGAUUGAGAUGCGAAACAAGUUGGAAGAGAACCAAAAGACUCUGUCUGAGAACCAAAAGCGACAUCGAUACUGGGAAGACAAGUUAUCAAAGCUGGCGUUGCAGAACAUUGAGGAUCUCAUUGGCGGCCCCAGUCCGACAGAGCAACCCGCCAAGACUGAACAGCCCAAAAAGCGAGAAAGUUCAUCAGCAGACAGCGAAGACACAGACAUGGCCGAACCCGAAGCAGAGACUGAAGACGCUUGCAUGGCUGAUGCCUCUGCGACAGAAGAAUCAGCUCAAGAGGCCGCCAGCAAUCCACUCUACGAGCUGCCAAGAUACACUCCAGACGAGCUCGCCGACAUGAGCAAGGAAACGCUCAAGGGUGAGAUUGCUGCCUUGGAGGAAAAGACCCAGAAUGUCAGCGUCGACCUCGGUGUUUUGGCUGAGUACCGCCGUCGAGUAGAGGAGCACGCUGCUCGGUCCUCAGAUCUUCAAGCAGCAAUUACCCAGCGAGACGCCGCCAAGAAGCGUUGUGACGACCUUCGAAGAUUACGAUUGGAGGGCUUCAUGGAAGGUUUCAGCGCAAUCUCUCUUCGCUUAAAGGAGAUGUACCAAAUGAUCACAAUGGGUGGUAACGCAGAACUGGAGCUUGUGGACAGUCUGGAUCCCUUCAGCGAAGGCAUCUUGUUCAGUGUGAUGCCACCCAAGAAGAGCUGGAAGAAUAUUGGUAACCUGUCUGGUGGUGAAAAGACGCUGAGCAGUUUGGCUCUAGUUUUUGCCUUGCAUCACUACAAACCAACACCGUUAUACGUCAUGGACGAAAUUGAUGCUGCCUUGGACUUCAGAAACGUCUCCAUUGUCGCCAACUACAUUAAGGAGCGAACAAAGAACGCUCAAUUCAUCGUCAUCUCGUUGAGAAACAACAUGUUUGAACUCGCAGCUCGCUUGGUCGGCGUCUACAAGGUAAACCACAUGACGAAGAGUGUGACGAUCGAGAAUAAGGACUACAUCGAGAGACCACAGCCACAACAACGGCCGCAGACGGGCACCGGGUUCACCACAACGUUGGCGCUCAGAUAG